Messenger RNA from Dromaius novaehollandiae (emu), 3346 nucleotides. RefSeq lists its product as uncharacterized. Gene Ontology annotation, biological process: protein phosphorylation; regulation of apoptotic process. The coding region runs from base 79 to 3327 and encodes 1082 amino acids. Gene Ontology annotation, molecular function: ATP binding; protein tyrosine kinase activity. Lineage: Eukaryota; Metazoa; Chordata; Aves; Casuariiformes; Dromaiidae. The transcript has 14 exons. The record is from RefSeq and is a predicted model, not a curated record.
AUUCUCUUCUCUGAGGACAGACACACUGAGUAGCAAUCCCUGAAGGUUGUGAUCCAUUGCAGAAACCAACUGCAAACUAUGGGAGGGUUCCAGAUGAUGCAUCUUUAUUUUGUUUUCUGUCCAGAAAUUGAAGAUAUCCUGAAAGAAAUGUCCUACACACCUUUUCAAGAGCAAGGUGACUAUUUUCUGAGAUACUGGGAUGCUAGCAAUGAGUGGAUCAGACAACGUAUCUGUCAGGUGUUGAUCAGAAACAUCAGGAGGGACUUCCUGACUUUCUGUAAGGUGGCAGAGCUGGAGAGCUUGGAGUUGAGAGUAAGAAAUCUCAUCCAAUGCAGCAGCUCUGCUUCUAACAAGGAGCUUUGCAUUCAGAAGGAGAAACUAUAUUGUUGGAUUCUGGCAGCGAUGUUUGUUCAUGUCUCCACAACAAACAACGUGAAGCUGAAGGCUCUGCUGAGGGGAAUGGCCUUUGCAAAAUGCACCGUUCCUUCGGGGGAGAGAAAUUAUGAGUAUCUGUGCCUUAGUGCCUACCAGAAAAUCAGAGUGGCCAUCUCCACUGCUGUAAAAAAACAAAGGUCCUGGCCAAAUUCCAUAGAAACAUAUCUGAAGCACUUGGAAAGUUUCCUUAGGACACUGGAGAAAAGAGUGACUUUCACAAAUCAGAGGGUCCUGCAGUUCCAGUUCAUCCAGAAGCAGCUCCAGAGAGUACCCUGGAUGAUAAGACAUGUCUUUAUUCUUGUUAUUACCGAAAAGGUGUUUGAAGCCAAACAGCUUGCAGUUAGCCAGUCCUUCUUCCUCUAUGUGUGCACAAAGUUGGGGAAAAAUCACUGGGAAAUUUUACUGGAAAUCACUGAGCGCAUCACUGAACAUAUCCAAGCCAGCCACACACAAGGGGCAGUAACAGAGUGCCUAGAUCUUCUCCAAAGCCUGUGGGAAUGGUGCACGAGAACUGCCACUAAAGAGAAGAAGCCUUUGGUAAAAACUAUCCUCCAUCAUUUCUUCCAAAAGUUGCUUUACCACCCCGUGAGUGAAGUGAGACACUGCAUUGCACCACUGCUCUUUAGUGAGGAUGGCACAUGCAUGCAUGUUACUGAGCUGGGAAACAAAAUGAUCCCAGCCAAUCCCAGCCACGUGGAGGCAGCUCUCCAAGAAUAUCUGAAGGGCACCUUCCCUGAUCUAGCCCUCAAGGGACAGCUGAAGGCAAAUGCCAGUAGCAUGGUUGUGCAAGGAGUCAUACCUGCAGGUAACGUGAAGAUCUGCAUAGCCAAACAACAGACCCUGAAUGACAUCUUGCAGACGAAUACCACCGACAGUGACUGUGAAAGGUUUCAAAAGCUGAUUGGAAUAGUGGCUCUGUGUGCAGACAAGGAGUCCAUUGCCAAGCUGCAAAUGUCCAGUGCCUGUGGAGUGCCUCCUUUGUACAUGCUGGAAGAUGGGAACCCACUCUUGGCUUUCCUGCAGGAAAAGAGAAAUAAACUCACCCUAUCUAAUAUAUUAGGCAUUUUAAAGGAUGUUGCCAGAGCUGUCUGGUCCUGUCACCAGAAAAGGGUCUUACUUUGCGACAUCACACCAGCCAGCUUCAUCGUGUUCACAAGUGGGGGACAAGGAACGAGAGCUCUUCAGAUCCAGGCCAAGCUGUCUAAUUUCCUCCAGGCCAGGCUGGCUCCUCCGGAGGAUGAGAAGGAUUAUUCAGCUAGUGAUUGUCCUUAUGAAAACAUCAGAUCCUCACAGCUCAUAGGGGACAGUGAGGAACCACUGUCCAUAUACUUCAGUGCUCCCGAGUCUCUGAAGUACCACAUCUUCUCUGCUUUCUCUGAUGCAUGGGCCAUUGCUGCGACGUUUUACUCCAUUCUCCUGUAUGGUGGGCAGACAUACUUCGAACUCAAGCACUUGCCUGUGUCCAGGUUCAUAGAAGAGAUAUGCAGUGGGCACAGGGCACAAAGACCAGACUCAAUUCCUCUGAAGCUGUGGGACAUGAUAGCCCCUAACUUGGAGCGUGAGGAGACAAAGCGCACAUCCAUGGAGGCAUUGGUAGAGCACUUGGAAAACUACGGGAGUAUCCUGGGGUCAGAUCUGGACAAACUGCAUGAGAUAAUGAGUCAGUUCUCUCCCAUCUGCGAGGAAGAUAUUAUAAGGGGCUACCUUGACAGCAAAGGCAACUUCAAAAGGAGUGAUCCACCAAAUGUAUUUCCAGAUGUGUGUGAAGACAGUGUUGAGCAGAAGGAUGACUGCCUGUGUGAGUUGGUGUCAUUCAGAAUGAACCAUACGACCAAGACAGCCCUGUGUGCGUUAGAACAUGAGAACAUACUGCCAGUAAACGAAAUCAUGCACUACUUCCCCAUGACCACCACCCUGAUCUCCCAGCCUCUUGGUGGCAACAGGACAUCCCUAAUGCAGGUUGCUGCAAGUGCUAGCAUGGACGAUCGCAAGCUUCUCACUUGCCUGGAGCAGGUUGCUUCUGCCAUGGCAUAUCUUCAUUCCAGAAGAAUCAUACACUGCGACCUGCAGUGCCAUUACAUUUACCUUAAUUCUGGUCACCAUUGCCCAGAGGUGAUAGCAAAAGUUAGUCGCUGGGGAAGAGCAGUCUGUCUGCCACAUCCAGGGACAGAUGACAACCUCUUUGAGCCAUAUGUGCGCAAACUUAUGCCGGCUGAUGCAGCCAAGUGGGCUGCCCCAGAGGUGAGGAAUGAUGGGCUCUAUUCCCGAGCAUCAGAUGUCUUUAGUUUUGGGAUUGUGAUAUGGGAAGCUUUGACAGCACAGUUGACCAACCUGCACAUGUUCAAACCACUGAAACCUUUCCGCUUACUGAACUGCAGGGAGGUUCUAAAAUUCACGGAGUUAGGAAAUAUCCCUGGUGAUUUUGGCUUUCCAAAGCUCGCAGGACUAAUUGAGUGCAUGAAGGCCUGUUGGAAUCACAACCCCACCAGGAGACCUGCAUUCUCAGCCAUAUUAGAGGUGAUCAAAGCGGAAAAAACAGCAGCCAGGGACUGCAAGGCUGCCAGGCUCGCAGCAGUGCCUUCUACUGCAGACGCGGAGGACUACAACUCUGUUUACUUCAGCAGUGAAGCCUCAGAGGAGGACUCCUUCAGCCAUAUUUACAACACAGUUGCAGAGUCUGACCCUGAUCUCCCACGGGCCGCGGACAACGUAUCAGGGCAUGGGGAUGUCCCCCAGCUCCAGCUGUCGGCAGAGCAGACUCUUUAUUUCUCCAAGCAAGACAAAUGGGGAGAGAUGGUUAAUGAAUUUGAGGCAAAAAGAGGAAUAGAUAGGAGCCCAGCCACUAUCAAGGAGACUGACUGGUAUAUUGAUACUGGCAUUAACUGGCAAUAAAAAAAAAAAAAAAAAAAAA